Messenger RNA from Drosophila bipectinata, 1990 nucleotides. RefSeq names its product alpha-Esterase-7 (gene alpha-Est7). The record is from RefSeq and is a predicted model, not a curated record. Gene Ontology annotation, molecular function: serine hydrolase activity. NCBI's taxonomy places the organism in Eukaryota, Metazoa, Arthropoda, Insecta, Diptera, Drosophilidae.
CGGAAAAAGUAUGUUUUUAAUUUCAGUUUCAGUUCGGCGCUGGAGCGAUACAGUACGCAGCUCGUGGAUCGUAGAUACAUUCCAAUUUAGCCAAUCGAUCGGUUCGUGCAUGGUGAUCUAGUCUAUCCAAAAUGAACAAGAACCUCGGCUUUGUGGAACGCUUGCGCUGGCGCCUCAAAACCGUCGAACACAAAAUCCAGCAAUAUCGCUCGACCACCAACGAGACUGUAGUUGCCGAAACUGAAUAUGGCAAAGUCCGUGGUGUGAAGCGCCUGUCCCUCUACGAUGUGCCCUACUUCAGUUUCGAGGGCAUCCCCUAUGCCCAGCCCCCAGUUGGUGAGCUGCGGUUUCGGGCGCCCCAAAGACCCACUCCCUGGGAGGGUGUGAGAGAUUGUAGCCAGCCCAAGGACAAGGCGGUACAGGUGCAGUUUGUUUUCGAUAAGGUCGAAGGCUCCGAGGACUGUCUCUAUCUGAAUGUCUACACGAACAAUGUUAAACCCGAUAAGCCACGACCUGUUUUGGUCUGGAUUCAUGGAGGAGGCUUCAUUAUUGGCGAGGCUAAUAGGGAAUGGUACGGCCCGGAUUAUUUCAUAAAAGAAGAUGUGGUAUUAGUUACCAUACAAUAUCGUCUUGGUGCUUUGGGUUUUCUAAGUCUUAAGUCACCGGAGUUAAAUGUCCCUGGCAAUGCAGGACUAAAGGAUCAGGUGCUGGCUCUUAAGUGGAUCAAGAACAAUUGCGCCAGCUUUGGUGGCGAUCCCAAUUGUAUAACAGUUUUUGGAGAAAGUGCUGGUGGGGCCUCCACCCAUUACAUGAUGAUAACCGAGCAGACCCAAGGACUCUUCCACCGUGGUAUUCUCCAGUCGGGCAGUGCCAUCUGUCCAUGGGCCUACAACGGUGACAUUACCCACAAUCCAUACAGGAUAGCCAAGUUGGCGGGCUACAAGGGCGAGGACAAUGACAAGGAUGUACUUGAAUUUUUGCAGAACAUAAAAGCCAAGGAUCUCAUUCGCGUAGAGGAGAAUGUCCUGACGUUGGAGGAUCGAAUGAACAAAAUUAUGUUCGCCUUUGGUCCAUCUUUGGAACCAUUCUCAACGCCAGAAUGUGUUAUUCCCAAACAUCCAAAGGAAAUGAUGAAGACCGCCUGGAGCAAUUCCAUUCCCAUGAUGAUUGGUAAUACUUCCUACGAAGGUUUACUGUGGGUGCCAGAGAUUAAAAUGGUGCCACAGGUAGUGCAGCAGGUGGACGCUGGCGUUCCCUUUAUCCCACGAGAACUAUUGGCCACAGAUCCUGGAAAAGAUAAGCUUGAGGCUUGGGGAGCCAAGCUACGCGACGCUCAUCGAACAGGCACAGAAGCCACACCCGAUAACUACAUGGAUAUUUGUUCUAUUAACUAUUUUGUUUUUCCGGCUAUACGAGUGGUACAUUCUCGCCACGCCCACGCCGCCGGAGCUCCCGUAUAUUUCUACCGUUUCGAUUUCGACUCCGAGGAGAUCAUUUUUCCAUAUCGCAUUAUGCGCAUGGGACGUGGCGUCAAAGGGGUCAGUCAUGCCGAUGAUUUGGGCUAUGAGUUUCCCAGCCUAUUGGCCAGACGAUUGCCAAAGGACAGUCGCGAGUAUCGAACCAUUGAGCGGACUGUGGGAAUUUGGACUCAGUUUGCGGCCACCGGGAAUCCAUACAGUGAGAAAAUAAACGGCAUGGACACUCUAACCUGGGAUCCAGUUCGCAAGUCCGAUCCGGUAUUCAAGUGCCUUAACAUAAGCGAUGAUCUGAAAUUCAUUGACUUGCCGGAGUGGCCUAAGCUGAAGGUCUGGCAGAGUCUCUUCGAUGGCAACAAGGACUUGCUAUUCUAAGACACCAAAAAGAUAAGCUGAGCAAAAUAAUUAUGAAAAUAGCAAUUGUACAUACAUAUAUAGGACAAAAUGCUUUAUAAAAUAUAUUUUAUAACUUUUUACUCACUUUUUGUUAAGGGGAAUCUGUCAUCAAAAUAGAA